UGUUUUGCAACCCUAUAUCCUAGUCUGAACGCACGUGUGCCGCACUUGAAUUUUGUUUUCGUUUUGUUGUUUUCCACUAUUUUCAUUGACUGUGAUUGAGGAGAAUCUGGGAUUUUUAGGAUUUUUAAUAUGGCUACCGUUGAGCCACAAACGAAAAGGAAGCGCAUAUCCAAGAAAAACAAAUCCGCUUGGCGCAAAACCGAUAUCCAAGAUGUGGAACAAUUUCUUGAGGAUCAGCGACAGGAAGAGCGCAUUGGCACGUUCAAAGAUAAACUGGACGACGAUCUGUUUGUUCUAGAUACUUCGACCCAAAAAGUGAAGGCCAGCCUGUUGACGCCUAAACAAAAGAGGAAACUAAAUGCCAAGAAGGCAAUGCGAACGCAUCAAGUUUUUGAGAAUACUUCCAAAGUCCAGGACCCCAUAGCUAAGCGAAAUAAGGUGAGGCAGAAGCAGAACGGGCGCAACAUUGAGUUGGAGGUUUGUAAUCCAACCAAGCCGCGUCAUCGUCAGGCCAAUGCUGAUCGUGCACGCUACAAUGAAAAAUUGGAGGAGCGCCUGGCUGUGAAGCAGGACAGCGAUAAGAAACACAAAAUCGACAAGGACAUUUGGCAGGAGGAAGACUUCCGUGACAAGAUACCAGGACUAAAGGAUGAAAAGGGAUGGAUCAGUCGACCACUGGCACUCCAUGUAGCUUUUAAUUUGCAGGGACACAAGGUGGUUAAGACACAUGGCAGCCUGCAUCACAAGACCACUAAAGCCAAGAAAUUUGUGCCUCCUCAUCCGGGCAUGAGCUACAAUCCCUCACAUAAGGCUCAUCAGGAGUUGAUUGAUCAGGUUGUGGAUCGUGAGGAGGGCAUUAUCAAGAAGGAGCAACAUCUGAAACGUGUCACCACCAGCAUGUUUAGCAUUGUCACUCCUGAGGAACGUGACAGGCUACGGCUGAAAGAGAUGAGUGAGGGCAUUGAUGAACCAGAGACGACCGAGAAGGAAAAGAACAAGGCAAAUGGUGACGACGAUGAUGAUAAUGAUGCGGGUCAGAAGCAAAAGACUGUUGAUUCGGAUGGUGAAUAUCAUACGGUCAACGCUCCCGUUGAAAAUAAGAAGAAGAGCAAAAAGGCUCGUCGCAAUGAGCUGAAGCAAAAGGAACUCCAGCGACAACAUGAUGUGAAGAAGAAGCUCAAGCAACAGACAGCAGAUCUUAUAAGAAUCAAAUCCAUUCGUGCCGAAAUCAAUGAGGAAGCAGAGGAGCUGAAUGAACUGAAGAAACGUCGCAAGAAGACAGCGGAACGUAAGAAGUUCGAACCGAAGCGUUUGGGUCGUCAUAAGUAUGAGGAGCCCGAUGCGGAUGUAAAUAUGCCGGAGGAUUUGGCUGGCAAUUUGCGUAAUGUGAAAACGGAGAGUAAUCUGCUGAAAGAUCGCUUCAAGCUGAUGCAAAGAAACAACAUGCUGGCGCCAUCGGUUGCUGUGUCACGUAAGAAGUCCAAGGUUAAGCGUUUCCUGCGUGGUAGUCACAAAGAGCCGGGUGUCAGCUUUCAGGAUUUGCGUGAUCGUCGCAAAGCCGCUGCCAAUGCGGCUAAGGCCAACAAUAAUACAAUUAAGAUUUAAAAUUCUUACAUAAACAAAACUUUAUUUUACCUAUAACAAUUGGUUAUAUAUAAUAUACAUAUA
This is a messenger RNA of Drosophila willistoni, 1668 nucleotides long. RefSeq names its product ribosome biogenesis protein NOP53. Gene Ontology annotation, cellular component: nucleolus. The record is from RefSeq and is a predicted model, not a curated record. Gene Ontology annotation, biological process: ribosomal large subunit assembly; rRNA processing. Bases 130 to 1605 code for a protein of 491 amino acids. Lineage: Eukaryota; Metazoa; Arthropoda; Insecta; Diptera; Drosophilidae. Gene Ontology annotation, molecular function: 5S rRNA binding. The transcript has 4 exons.